Nezara viridula (southern green stink bug) is the source of this 2181-nucleotide messenger RNA. The record is from the annotation of a GenBank genome assembly. NCBI's taxonomy places the organism in Eukaryota, Metazoa, Arthropoda, Insecta, Hemiptera, Pentatomidae.
AUGUGGGUUCUGUGGUCACUGAUCGGAUUGGCGGUGGUGUGCAGGUGCGAACAGAAGUUCGCCAUCGAACCCCAGGACCAGACGACGAUUGUUGGGAGUAGGGUGACUCUUCCCUGCAGGGUUCUAGGGAAAGUGGGUAAGCUCCAAUGGACAAAAGACGACUUCGGGCUUGGGCAGCACCGCCACCUCCCAGGCUUCGACAGAUACACCAUGAUUGGCAGCGAUGACGAAGGAGAUUACUCCUUGGAGAUCUACCCAGUAAUGUUGGAUGAUGAUGGACAAUAUCAAUGCCAGGUCGGUCCAGGUCCAAAUGGAGAACCUGGUGUGAGGUCCAGGUUUGCUCAGUUGACUGUUUACACGCCACCAGAACCUCCCAGGAUAGUCCAAGGGGAGUCACUUCUCACCACUGAAGACAGGGAAAUAGAAUUGGAAUGCAUUUCUCUUGGUGGAAAACCACCAGCAGAGAUAACAUGGAUUGAUGGCUUAGGAAAUGUGCUCAAAGACAAUAUUGAAAAUAUAGUUGACAGCAUGCCUGACAAGAGAAGAUACAAUUCUAGAUCGAUUUUAAAACUCAUACCUAAAAAAGAACAUCAUAAUACAACAUUUGUCUGUCAAGCACAGAAUCAAGCAGAAAGAACUUACAGAAGUGCAAAACUCAGGCUUCAAGUGAAAUAUGCUCCAAAGGUAACAGUAAGUGUUAUCGAUGGGAGCACAAGGCUUAUGGAAGGUAUGGACGUUCGGCUGAAAUGUAGUGCUGACGCCAAUCCUCCAGAUGUAACUUACAGAUGGUAUAUAAAUGAAAGACUAGUCGAAACCGAACUUGUUACCGAACUGCACCUAGUAAAUGUAACAAGAACUCAGCACGACUCUAUAAUCAAAUGUGAAGUACACAAUGCUGUUGGGAAGAGUGAAGAAUCUGAAACUUUAGAUAUAAGCUAUGGUCCAAGGUUUCGAAAGCGACCACAUAGUGUGCAAGCCGAUCAAGGAGCCAUGAUUACACUAACUUGUGAUUUGGAUGGGAAUCCUCAACCAGAUAUUGUUUGGUUUCAUGAACCAACUGAUAGGGUGGUUGGAACAUCUGGUAAUCUCAGCUUGGUAGUAACUCCAGAGACAACUGGUAGAUAUUACUGCAAGGCGAGCGUUAUUGGUUUUCCGGAAAUUGGGGCUGAGGCAACAGUCUACAUGAAGGGUAAACCAUCCAUUAUAUCGCACAGAACGCAGUAUGGUGUACCUGGGGACAACGUUAGGAUAGAAUGUACUGCCUAUGCUGUCCCACCUCCUUCCAAAGUCGUGUGGAGUUACCAUGGAGAAGAGAUAUAUAAUGAUGCUAACAAAGAGUAUUCGGUUCUAGAAGAUCCCUUGAGUGAAGGUAUCAAAAGCACAAUGAUCAUUAGAGAAUCAAAACAGGACCAUUUUGGAGUUUAUAAUUGCACAGUCAUCAAUGCCUAUGGUUCUGAUCAUCUUGAAAUAACCCUGAAACCACAAAAAACAUUUCCUCUUCUGUUAAUACUGGCUGGAGUACUUGGUGGCAUCGUGGUAAUCAUUGUUAUUACAAUGGUCAUUAUACUUUGCCAGAGGAAAGUGAAGAAGCCACCUGUAAACACAGGAUUUAUCUCAAAUGAACAGUCUGACGUUGAGAAACAAUGUAAAGAAUCGGAUCGAUCUUCGAACAUUUCAGACAUUAAGAUGGAACUCAGAACUGGCUCGUCAGUGAGUAACGUACAUUGUGAACUUGACUACGGAGGAGGUGGGUCUGAGACUGGCAGCGAGAGCGUUGUCACUCGGAUAGGAGUUCCCCUUGCAGGACCAGUGCCUAUAGACCAUAGGUAUUCCAACCGCUACUCCUCGUCAGACUAUCCUGAACCAGUCUUCCCACCUAAAAACGACGGGCAGAACAACAAUGGAUAUGUGCCAUAUGUGGACUACUCGAGGGAUUACAACCCUCCUCCACCACCUGUGACGAGCAGCCCCCCGCAGGUGGACCCUCGCUUCUCCGCAGCCUACGGAAAUCCGUACCUGCGCAGCGUUGGGCCCAACCUGCCCCCGCCGCCUCCACUAACUCCAGCGCCACCACCUUACUCAGCCAGGAAUGGCCUCCUGCCAGGCCAGCGUCCACAGCAGUACAUCACAGCCGCCCAGCCGCAAGGUGUCAAGAGGGCGUCUCUAGCCACGCAUGUAUAA